AUGGCUGGAGGACGCGCAUUGGCGCGAAUUUUCGACAUGGGUUCGCAGAGUGGUGGCGACCAUCUGAACCGAGUCGAAAUCCUAUCAGCGCAACACAGUCACAGAAAUCAGAAGCACGAUCGACGUCAAGGGAACGAGGUCGAGUUGAGUUUGAGGGGAUUUGCGAGGAUCCAAUACCGUAUUUUAGGAGUCCUUCACAAAGGAUCAGACUUGAUGUGA
Fonsecaea erecta is the source of this 219-nucleotide messenger RNA. RefSeq lists its product as hypothetical. NCBI's taxonomy places the organism in Eukaryota, Fungi, Ascomycota, Eurotiomycetes, Chaetothyriales, Herpotrichiellaceae. The transcript is spliced from 2 exons. The record is from RefSeq and is a predicted model, not a curated record. The coding region runs from base 1 to 219 and encodes 72 amino acids.